AAUUUGUAGCAAGCACUUGGCAAUAUCUGUUAGAACAGACGUGACUGACUGGAAAAAGAUGUGUGAACAAACGUGGACUAUUGUUCAAUUCGAAGAAGAUUGCUCUGUGGAAGCGGUACCCUCAACAUGGAUACAAGGGCAAUUUUGUCAUUGGCCUACAUAUUCACAAGACAAAUUAAUGACUGCAAUCAGAAAGCAUGAAUCUUUAAAUACAUGCUGGCCUAGCUAUAAAAUUAGAAGCUUCAGAAAUUCUACUUUUAAUGACUAUUCCAAAGCACGCUCAAAAGCACGUACCGCUGAAUUUACAAGUGAUUUAAAUUCUGAAAUAGAAGAUAAUGCUAAAAGGAAAAGAAUUCAAAAAAUUUUAUCUUCCUCUUCAUCAGAAGAUAGCUUGGAAACUUCUUUAUUAUCACAACCACCAAGAUUGAAACAGACAACUAGAAUAAAGCAGAAAAAUCUUGAAAAAAGUUCUAAAUCAGUUUAUGAUUCCCCAAAUCAGUCUACGUAUCAGUCAUCAUUUAAUACAGAAAAUAUUUUUACAGAUAAUUCAAUUCUUGGUAAAGAUGUUGAUUCACUAAGUUAUGAAACAGCGUUAGUUAGUUUGCCAUGCAAUUCAGCUUGCAGUUGCUGUAGUAAGAGAGAGAAACUUGAUGAGAAGACUGUUAAGAAUUUAAUGGCCCAGAAUUAUUUGAUACGAAGUAUGGUUACUGAUAUAUUAUCUGAAGUAAAAGAAAUUAAAUUGCAACUAAAAAAUAACUCUCAGCAAACUGUUUGUUUGAUUUUAAUGCUAUAUUAG
Formica exsecta is the source of this 796-nucleotide messenger RNA. RefSeq lists its product as uncharacterized. The record is from RefSeq and is a predicted model, not a curated record. The transcript is spliced from 7 exons. The coding region runs from base 59 to 796 and encodes 245 amino acids. Lineage: Eukaryota; Metazoa; Arthropoda; Insecta; Hymenoptera; Formicidae.